CAAACACACUUUACCUUUGCUUUUUUUGUUUAGAUUAUUUAUCGCUGAAUUAUAUAUAUAUAUACUCACCACCUACACACACACAUAUAUAUAUAUAUGAUAUAGUUCUAGGCAAUGGCUGACGAUGAUGAUAAACCCAAGAGGCAUACGCUCGAUUCGCUCUUUCACGUUUAUUGCAAUCACAAGGUACUCAAUGCCGCUGAACUGGAGAACGAGGAGUUCAACAGCAUACUGCUCUCACAGCUGGACAGCUGGUUGCAGCAAGCCAAGUUAAUGCCACAUCCGAUCACGCGAACCCAAACUGGACUUAUCUACAUGCGUUACAAAAAGUGGCGACUGGAAUAUGAAGAUUUUCUCGAGGUGCUGCAGCAGCUGUGCAGCGAUACCGAUCUCAACUAUGACGAGUUCAAAGAGACCAUGGUUGCAGCUGGUCCCCCAACCGGAGGCACCGAUAUCGUCGUAGUCAAGUAAUCUUUGUGUUGUGUUGUACUCUUGCCAUUUAAUUAACAAAUA
Messenger RNA from Drosophila nasuta, 513 nucleotides. RefSeq lists its product as uncharacterized. Gene Ontology annotation, biological process: microtubule polymerization. The transcript has 3 exons. The record is from RefSeq and is a predicted model, not a curated record. NCBI's taxonomy places the organism in Eukaryota, Metazoa, Arthropoda, Insecta, Diptera, Drosophilidae. Bases 115 to 471 code for a protein of 118 amino acids. Gene Ontology annotation, molecular function: tubulin binding.